Hippocampus comes (tiger tail seahorse) is the source of this 2035-nucleotide messenger RNA. RefSeq names its product opioid growth factor receptor-like protein 1. The transcript has 7 exons. The coding region runs from base 463 to 1659 and encodes 398 amino acids. Lineage: Eukaryota; Metazoa; Chordata; Actinopteri; Syngnathiformes; Syngnathidae. Gene Ontology annotation, molecular function: opioid growth factor receptor activity. Gene Ontology annotation, cellular component: membrane. The record is from RefSeq and is a predicted model, not a curated record.
AGACUGUGCAAUAUACAUCUUUACAUUAUUUGUUAAAUAUUUCACAAAUGAAGACAAAUAAUAUUUGGAAUAUGUUUACUUUGAUGCAAAACCAAUUAAAAUGCCGGUGAUGAAAACCACAUAUCGCCACUUGGAAUUACAAAAUACAAAGGCAAAGCGAUUAUUUUAUAUGGAUACAGUAGUCAGUCACACAUCAAAUAUAACUUGAUUUAUUGUAGUUCUUCCGAGUCCUAUUCCUAUUGGGCAAUAUUUGCAAAAGCCAGCCCUCAUCAACACGCAUCCUCGUUGCUAGGCUUAAAAUCUUUUGUCCCUGUCAUUUACGCGCUGAAUAGGGUCGAAGAUAGUGCAAGUCGGCGGCGCUCGACAGCGGCAAACAAAUGCCACUUCGCAAUAUUUUCAUCUUAAUAAUGUAAUAUUAGGUGAGGGGAACCCUUUGAGGGGAGCGGGCGCAGCGUGUCUUCAAUGGGAAAUUUGUUGGGCAACUGGCGAUUCAAGGAGCCGAGCACCGUGGAAGAAUGCGACUCGACGUGGGGGUCGGACUCGGAGAGCGACGAACCUGCGGCGGAAGACGACAGCGGCAUCUCUGAGAGCGUGAGCCCGGCGGAGAGCGAGUGGCCCCCCGGAAACAAUGGAGACUUGUCCCCGAAGCUGACUGAUUCUCCAGAGUUUCUACCAAAGAUGAAAAGGAGUUUUUACGCUGCCAGAGACUUGUACAAAUACCGCCACUGCUAUCCGAAUUACAAAAAGUCCCGGCAACCCAACGAGUACCGUAACCUACGUUUCUACCUUAACAAGAUCCCACUUGUACCUGACGGUAUCUACAUCGAAGAAAUUUUGACAAGGUGGAGAGGUGAUUAUGACAAGCUGGAGCACAAUCACACCUACAUUCAGUGGCUGUUCCCAUUACGAGAACAAGGGCUAAACUUCUACGCACAUGAACUGACUCAGGAUGAGAUUAAAGAAUUCCAAAGCACUCGAGAAGCCAAGCGGAGGUUCUUGGCGGCUUAUUCCCUGAUGUUGGACUUCUACGGCAUCAAACUACUUGAUAAGAGCGGAAAUGUUGCUCGUUCUUCCAAAUGGCAGGAGCGCUUCCAUCACCUUAACGAGUCACAGCACAACUACCUGCGCAUCACUCGCAUUCUGAAGUCGCUGGGCGAGCUCGGCUACGAGGCCUUCAAAGCUCCAUUGGUCCGCCUGUUCUUGGAGGAGUCGCUACAUCGCAACACGCUUCCCAACAUGCAGCACAGCAUACUGGAAUACUUCGUAUACACCAUCCGUCGGCCAGCCGCCCGCAGACACCUGCUGCGAUACGCCCGCCAGCACUACAAGCCUGCUCACGCCUUCCUCUGGGGUCCGCCACCGAAGAGAUCCAAACCCAAAAGUGGAGAUGUUGGUGCUAGUGUGGGGGCUGGGAGCAGUGGGAUCCGAGCUCCUGCUCCCACACCUGAACCACAGAGGAGAGGGGGGGAGACGAGCUUCAUCCCUGCCUCUGGAUGUAGCGGGACACUUGUCUCUUACCACGAUGCCACAGUUUGUCAGGAUGUGGAUGCAGAGAGCCUGAAUGCAUACACACCGCUGGGCUCCAGCAUGGAUGGACCAGAGGGAGUAUUUAUGAUGAUUCUGGAGAGGAAUAAUUACAGUGGGGCUGUUCCUUUGUAAGAUGCCAGUUGUCUCCUUUGACUGAAACUGGCUUUUAAAAGUAAAGUAGACAUAUUCACGUGAAGAAAACUAUGCUUGUUCUUGAGGUUUUUAGGACCCGAUACAAUAGGAAAGUAGAUUAAGGCAAAACAGUUUAUUGUAUUACUUGUUAGCGUAAAAAAUCUUAAGGGCUUAUGAUAAACAUAUAUUAGCUGUUGAUUAAUUUUAGCCAGGGUUGCCCAACCUUUUUUGACCGAAGAUCAACUUUUCAAGCCAACCAACUUUUGCGAUCGGUCAUUACCGCAUGGGCACGCAUACACAUGUGCACGCGCACACGCAAUUCCUUACCAGUGCCAUCGAUGAACUGUAAACAAAACAAACUGAAUCAGAAAAAAAA